Halteromyces radiatus is the source of this 8631-nucleotide messenger RNA. RefSeq names its product ankyrin repeat-containing domain protein. Bases 31 to 8529 code for a protein of 2832 amino acids. The record is from RefSeq and is a predicted model, not a curated record. The transcript is spliced from 25 exons. NCBI's taxonomy places the organism in Eukaryota, Fungi, Mucoromycota, Mucoromycetes, Mucorales, Cunninghamellaceae. Gene Ontology annotation, molecular function: NAD+ poly-ADP-ribosyltransferase activity; protein binding.
ACAACAACAACAACAACAACAACAGCUGUUAUGUCACAAGGACGUCUAGGACGUAGCUCGAAAACGCGUGCCAUGUUACGAUUGAAUAAAACGGCUAUGGAAGCGAAAGGAGUUCUGUCGGAUAGUGACUUUAGUGAUACGGAAAUGAAGGUCAGCAACAAGAGGAAAAGAAAGCAAAGUGUGGCAGGACCAACAAGAAAGGCAAAGGUCGUAGUUCGUGCUCCUCGUGGAAAAGCUUUGGUAAAACUUCAAUUGGAAUUACUUAACAAACGGAAACAAGAACGUAACGAAUGGCUUAAUACUCAUGAUUGGCAAGAUGUUGACCAUCCUACUGAAUGGACUACAGCGGAUUGUUGUUUACGAUGUUCGACCAAGGCCUAUCGACAGGCUAUUAUCAAUGAUGAUCUACCUCAACUCAAGAAACUUUUGGACAAUCACAAUACAAUCCCGUCCUGGAAAAUGGAGGAACGUGUUAUGGCUGAGGAUAACGCACUUACUUUGGCUAUAUCUCAUGGAAAAAAGGCAAUGGUAGAUAUAUUGAAGGCACAUGACGAAACAAAGCAUAUCAAGCUCUCGCAGGAAGUUACUCGCUAUGGAAGUAAUACUGGUUAUAUUAGCAAAUAUACUUUUGGACAUGCGGUCAAGAAAGUGAACGAAUCAAGAGGCAAUCGUCUAGGAAAUUCUGCUUUUUAUCGUACUGCUUAUUAUGGUGAUUUCAGCAUGGAUAUCAAGAACAAAGGCACUCCUCUGUGUGAAUAUAUAUCAGUAUUAAAUACUCCCAAUGUUACUGAUCGCAAGGUAAUCAAGUGCCUCGAAAGCUAUGAUGAAUACAACGACAUGGACUUUCUUUAUCAUGUUGUUAACUCUGGAAACUAUGUAGUGGCCAAGACUCUACUGAAAAAUAGUGAAAACAGAGCUGGAUUCAAUCAAUUACAUGCUGCUGUUUUAUUGAAAAACCUGCCAUCCUUUAGAAAAAUCCAAAUUCUCAAAAAGCCUCAUUACUGUUACAACAUGACACCUUAUCUAUGCUCUGCAAUUCAUCCAUCUGCAAAAAAUUUGAAAACAUUCUUUGAACAAUUGGAUCCAGCCGAACGUGUUGAAAUGGACGAACUCUCCAGGACUGUGGCUCACUAUGCAGCUGUCAGUACCACACCUGAAUGUUUGGAAUACCUGAUCUCUCAAAACUUCAACUUCUCCCAUGGUGACAAGCAUCGUCUUACCCCGUUGAUUCAAGCUGCUCGCUUUGGUCGUACUGAAAAUAUCCGUCCUUUGCUACAAUAUUUAUCCAAUGAUUCUUUACCGUGCACUGAGUUUGCUGAUAACACUUUACUGCGUAAUCGACGUCGCCCACUUCACUUUGCAGCUUACUAUGGACACGCCAACACUUGCAAGGAAUUGAUUGAUUGUGGUGCUACAGUGGAUGCUAUUGAAUCCGGUCUCAAGUUUACUCCCUUGAUGCAAGCCGCUCAACGAGGUCACUUGGAUUGUGUGAAAGCUUUGGUUGAAUAUGGUCAUGCAGAGUUAAUUUUGGUGGACAAAUUUUCUAGAUCAGCACUACAAUUGGCUUGUAUGUGUGGGCAUUAUCAAGUUGCAAAAUAUUUAUUAUUACAAGGCAUGGAUCCUGAUGCAGCUGACUCGUCUGGAAAUACUUCUGCUCACUAUGCUGCUGCCUUUGGUUAUAUGGAAAUUUUGAAACUUUUGAUAGAAUUUGCUGGUGCGUCUCCAUCUAGUUAUAAUGUCUGGCGGUCUACUCCAUGCUCUGUGGCCAAUAUGAAAGGACAUAAUGCCAUUGUCAAGUAUCUCUUAUCCAUUCCUUCUGGUGGCAUCGAUAUCAAUUUCAAAGAUCAGGAAGGAUUCACCAUGAUGCAUCAUACUGUCACUGAACAUUUCAAGAAUACAUGUGAAAUGGAUCAGAAUAUGCGCAGGAUUCAAAUCAUGUUGGAACAUAAUCCUGAUGUCAACGCUCGCUCAAUCAAUGGUGAUACCGUUUUACAUUCUCUUUUGAGCGCCAAUUAUUAUUCGAAACACAAGUUUGAAUCCAAUGAAAAAGACGAUUUCUCAGCGGAUGAUGAACUAUGUAUCGAACAUCAACAAAAAAUUGCUCGACUACUUAUCAAGGCUGGUGCAGAUAUGAACGCAAAGAAUGUCAACCAAAACUCCCCUCUCUCCGUGGCCAUGGCUAAUCAAAAUUACCCAAUGGUGGCGAUACUAAUUGAAAAUGGAGCGAACUACUGGAACGAUACAGAUGACGCAGGCAAUACAUUUUUCCAUUAUCUUUUGUAUGGUUUUGGUCAAUUAGAUAAUGUGGAUUUGGAUACAAAACAACAUUGGUCUCGCUAUGAAGAAACUCGAUCUCGAUAUAUCAAAUGUAUGGCCAAUAUUUGGAAUGCGAUUGAAGCGAAUCCUGUUCCCAGUGAUCAAGUUAAUAAUAUUAAUAUUAACAAACCAAACAAAGAAGGUUACACUGCUCUUUUAUAUGCAAUUCAUGAAGUGAUCAAGAUGCAAAAGGCUUUUGUCUCUGAACAAAAAAGUCGCGUUCAAGCAGGAACCUCUCCUCGUUACCACAAUCGCUUGUUUGAAAACUCUACUGCACCUGUAGAAUCCGAAGAACGACGUCCUGUUCGCUUUAUAUUCAAAUUUGAUGAAUUUUUCAUCUAUGCUGGAAAACUUUUGGAUCGAUUCAAACCAAAUAUGAAUGCCAUUGUCACUUUGCCCAAGAACUUUAUGAAGAAAAAUCCGAAGGCUCAACCAAAGGAUUAUCCUCGAAAUACUGGUUAUAGUGCACUCCAUUUAGCCGCUCACACACAACAUGCUUUGUUACUGGAUUUCUUACUUUCUCAUGGAGCCGAUGUCAAUCAACAAGUCAGAAAAUCGAAUGAUAUCACUGGAAAAACAGCAUUGGCGAUGGCAUAUUUCACUCGGAAAAAUGAUACAUCACAAUAUCUAUCUGGAGAUCCUACUAUUGCUUCUGAACGUGCUCACAAACUCUUUGAUAUAUCUAUGCCUACAUUUGAAAAGGACCUUUAUUCAUCAUUGGAUGUUUUUAUCAAGUACGGUGUCAAUCCUUGCCUUGCUGAUGAAAAUGCCCAUACUGUGUUGAUGUCUGCUUCCAAAUCAUUAGACAUACAAGCGAUACAAAAGAUGUGUGAUUCUCUUUCUCUCCUUGGAUUGGAUGGUAUUCAAGGUCUUGAAUUACGGGAUGACUUUGACCACAAAACAGCUCUGAUGACAUCCAUUUCUACUUUUGAAACCAACUAUGAAAAAAACAAGAAUGAAAAGGAAAUUGACACGAACACAAUUGAACGAUUACUUACCGUUGGCGCUGAUGUGAAUGCAAUCUAUAAAGACGGUGAUUCUGUAGUAAUGAAAGUUCUGCGUCUUGGUUACUAUCCUCUGGUGGAAGUAUUUUUUGAAUAUACAAGAGUUCCUAUCGUUCAUACUGUGCGAAACAAAAAUGGAGAAAAUCCUUUGAUAGUUGCCUGCAAAUCAAAAGAAUCCAAAAUUCUCAAUCGAUACCUGGAAUGCUUUGGUCAAGAUACAAAAAAAAAUGGAAUGAUGGAUACGACUGUUCAUGUGAACGAACUUGACAAUGAACUCAAUGGACCUUUGGCACUAGCAUCUACUGCUGGAAAUGUUAACGCUGUACGUACUUUACUUUCUUAUCAAGCAAAUCCAAACUUGACUGGUUGUAAGAAAAAUCCAUUAUUUGAAGCUAUCAAAAAUUUACAUUUCGAUGUGGUGGAAGCAUUACUCUCUGCUGGUGCCGACUCCAAUGUACGUGAUCCCGAAGAUAGUACUUGUCCUUUACAUCACGCUGUCAAGACUGGAAAAGCUCUAUUGGUGCGAACUCUUCUUGAAUAUGGUGCAUCCCCAAAACAAGCUGACAAAUUGGAACAAACACCAUUACACUGGGCUGUACAACAGUCAAAAGGUCAAACGGAUCGAUCUAUGCGUGUUGAACGAUUACUUUUACAGGCUGGUGCUGAUAUCAACGCUAGAGAUAUAUUGGGUCGUACGCCAUUACAUGUUAUUUUUACUGGAUUACGCUCGAUACCUUGGAUGUGUCAAACUGUUCCAACACACAAAAAGGUGACCAAAUUGAUUGAGGAAAGGAAGCAAGCAAAGGAACAAGAAGACAGUAUCAAGAAAUAUGUUGCAAUGUAUGGACAUCUCAAUGGUGAUAUGGACAUAUGGUUGGAACAACAUAAACGAUCAGCGAUGGAAUUGGAAAAAAUCUCAAAGGCUCAAGAAGAAAAGGAUGAUAAGAACAAGGACGAGGUGAUAUUAACAGAUGAUGAUCGAAUCAAUCUUUUAAAAUACUUGGAUUUCAGCUUUGGACAAGACUCUGAAAAAAUUGAUCCUGUAGAUAUGCUUACGGAAUUGAUUGAUGUGAAUGGUAUAGAAUUGGAUUUGCCAGACUCAUUCGGACGUACGCCUUUCCAUUAUGCCGUUGCAGUGAAUGCUUCUACAUGUGCGACUAUGUUAUUGGAUUCUGGCAAGGUCGAUAUCAAUGCUCAAGAUGCUGAUAAAAAUGGUGGUGUUCAACUAGCUUUACGAUUCAAAUUUUCAAAUUUGGCAGUAAUGAUCUAUAAUCGAGGUGGCAAAGAUUCGGAUAUCUAUCUCCCAGAUGGUGGCAAGUCUUCAGUCAUCAGCUUUAGUUUGGCUCAUUCUUUUAUGAAUGUCAGUUAUCUAUUUGUUUCCAACUCUGAAACCGCACUUAAUGCAAUAUAUGACUCUGUACGUAAUGGAAAAUACCAUUUCGCUCAUACUUUGAUGCGACAUGCUGAUGACUCCGUAUUGAGUGGCAUUAUUCCUGGCAAGAAUCAAAAUUUAUGGCAUGUGCUUACCAACUUCCAACCCAAUACAGAAAUUUGGAAUGAUUAUCUCCCAGACAUUUUGGAAAGAAUUUCAACACUAAACCUGGAACUUUUUGCGGACAAGGAAAACUGUACACCUAUUCAUUAUGCUGCUUGGAAUGGACAAGAAGUAUUGUUGAAACAUUUACUUACUUUGGACCCUCGCCCAGAAACAACAUUUGAUACUACUUAUCAAUUCUCUCAUGUUAGAAUGGCUGUGGACUCCAAUAGUGUGAACUGUGUGAAGUUGCUAUUGGAAGCUGGCUUACCAUUGACUCAAGGAAACCUUAAAGAUCAUCCGUCUGCCCUUUUCCACGCAGUGCACAAGGAAAACAUCGAUAUGAUCAAACUACUAUUACAAUAUGGUGCUGCCUUGGAUGAUGAUAGUCAGUAUGGCCGACGAAAUGCAGUCUUGGAUGCUUGUAUGUUGGAAAGGGCUGAUAUCCUUCAGAUUUUGGUGGAUGCUGGUGCAAAUGUCAAUACACCUUCAAGGUUGAUCCGCAUCAUGGAAGGACAAAGAUAUUUUGACUCGGAAUCACAUCCUAUAUUUUUUGUCUGUCACCGUAAAAACAUUGAACUAUUGAAGAUCCUAUUGAAAGCAUCGGCAAACACAGAUGUGAUUGGUGCAAACGAUGAAAGGGUGGAAGAUGGUCGCUCAUGCUUAAUGUACAAUGUGUCUACCUGUCGAUUGGAGAACGUCAAGCUUUUAUUGGAACAUGGUGCCGAUUUGAACAUAAAGGACAAUAAAUCUCCUCGAUCAGCAUUCUAUCAAGUAUUUUUCGAAAAAGCAAAGAAAGCACUUGACAAAAAGUGCUCAUGUUGGUCUGAAAUAUACGAAAUGAUGUUCAAUCAUACUCCUGCUCCUGAUGUUAACAUGAUUGAUGUAGAAACUGGUAUGACGCCUUUGGAAUUUGCUAUUCGAAAUCAUGAUAUCGCUUUGGUGGAUCGUCUUCUUGUACUUGGUGCUGACCCGAAUGUUGUUAGUUGCAAGACGACGCUAGAAUCUACUGACCUAUAUACUGAUCAAGUCAACGCGGUAUUCCAUUGUAUUCUUCAUGAUGAUUUGGAUAUAUUAAAAGUACUAUGCAAUACAACGAAAUACGCUAUUGAUUGGACUGCCGUUGACUCCAAAGGACGAACUAUCAUCGCGCGUGCUAUUGAUAUUAAUGAUGGCUUUGGAUACCGAAAUAUCGAAGUCAUCAACUUCUUGGUGGCUCAAAUGGGUGUGACUUUGUACAAAAAUCUUGUUGAAAUUGCUGAUCAUGAUGGAAAACGACCUACGGAAAUUGCAUCGAUGCACAACCGAAUAGAUCAUUACGAUACAUUGGUUCAACAUGGUGCGUCAAGUACGGAAAUUGCAGAAGAAAUUGACGAGUUUAUGGAUGACAGUGUUGGCGACGUAAUGGAUUUGGAACGCAUCCCCUUGGAAACUGUGGAACAAGAUGCUGAAGCUGAACGUACUCUUUUACAAGCCAUUAAGGACCAAAAGAAGAACAAGAGCAAGAACAAGAACAAGAACAAGAACAAAGACAAGAAAAAGGUUGUAAUUGAUCAUUACUCACAAAUGGAAAAGAUUGGUACUAUUGUCUUGGAUGAAGAUGGUGAGCCCUAUGAUAUCAUGAUUAUGAAAGUGGAAGUUGGGCGGUCCUUAUACAGCUGCAAUAUGUUUUACAAGUUGUCGGUAAUUUACAACAAUCUUCUGGAUCUGUAUGUUCUUUGGACUCGUUGGGGUGCUUUUGGCGAAGAAGGCAUGCAUCAAAAAACACCUUAUCUAUCUCAAGAUGAAGCAGUGUCAGCUUUCAAAUCCAUCUUCAAAUCCAAAACCGGAAAUCUAUGGCAAGACCGUCUGACUAACUUUGUUGAAAAAGGAGGUCGUUAUCAACUCAUCAAGGCUAGAGAUCCUGUCAAAGAUGCUAUUUUAGACGAUGUCGAUUUGGAUUUUACUCACAAUGAAAUUCAACCUACACAAUUACCAAGGAGUCUACACAAUACUAUGAAACUCUUCUGCAACUUCAACACGCUCAAGAACGCUUAUAAAAAUGUCAAAUUGGAUAUUCCCAUUGGUCAAGUUCCUCCAGAAUCAAUUCGUGAAGCUACAGCUAUUUUCAAACGACUGGAAAGAAUCGCCGAAUAUCUUGUAGACAAAUAUAACGAGGAAGUAGCUGCUCGUUACAAUGAAAUGAUUCACAAAGGUAUUCAAGCAAGCAGUCGUUACUACCGCUUAUUACCGAUCAACAAUCCAAACAACAAACAAGGAUUACGACCCCUGUUAUGCAGAAAUCAAUUGAAUACUGAAAGGGCCCGGUUGAAUGAUGCUCGAUAUAUCAAUUUUACUCUCAAUGUUGUUUUGGCGGCGAAACAUCAGGCUAAGGAAAUCAAUCCCUUUGACUAUUCUUAUCGUGCUCUUGGAUGUCAACUGACAGAGGUAAUGUCUGAUUGCCGUGAAUUCAACGUGGUUUCCAAGUAUAUGAAGAGUACUUCAAACGAUUCUGUAUACGAAAUUGCACAUAUGUUUUCAGUGAAUCGGGAUGAAGAACAACAACGAUUUUCACCGUUUGCUUCAGACAAAAAUCGUAAAUUACUUUGGCAUGGAUCUCAAUUGGGUAACUUUAUGGGAAUUUUGAAUCAAGGUCUUCGAUGCAAACCUAAAUUUGCUGGUGAAACGGGUUCAAUGCUUGGAAAUGGAAUCUAUUUUGCCGACAUGUUUUGCAAAUCCAUUGGCUACGCCAACAACAGCUAUUAUGAAACCAAGAAUUCUGCCUAUGCUCUAUUAUUACUCUGUGAAGUGGCUUUGGGAAAAGAAUGUCCAGUGACGCCAUGGGAUACAAAUGAAUAUGUUUAUAAAAAGGAAGAAAAGCAGUAUAACUCUAUGAAAUGUAUUGGAAGAAAUGGUCCAAAUUUAUCUAAUGCCGUUUAUGACACUAAUGGGGUGAUGAUUCCUAUGGGUCCUGCUGUCACAAUGGAAUUACCUUCUAAUCUUAGAGAUAGUUCAAGAACAAAUUACAACGAAUACUUGGUAGAGGAUGAAGCUCGAGUCAAGAUUCGCUAUAUGGUGUUGGUUCGUCAUAGUCAAUCCUGCUUCCUUUGUGAGACUCGGAAUAAUUCUGCGAACAUGACAAGUUUAGAAGAUCAUGAAUUCAAGUCUGUCUCUUGGAAGGAUGUCAAUUCAUUCGAAAAGGAAAUCUUCAACAUGUACCUGAAUGAUAUCAGCAAGACACCAAAACAAUACUUUGAUGAAAAGUUGCCCAUCUUUUUGGAAAAUCAAAAUACAUACGAUUCUUUGCACUCUUGGUCCCUUGCUAUGGAUAUUGAUAGAAGAAGCAAAAUAUGCAAAGAUUGUGCCAACAAGAUGAUUACUAUUAUGAUUACUAAGGAAAUACAAGAUUUACAGUCCAAUCUGGAAGCUUCUGGGCAAUUGAACAAAUAUCCCUUCUUCCGUAUGACACUUUGCCGAGAUGGACGACAAUGCAAAGUGCAAUACGACUUCCCAGAACACGCAAAGAAGUACCAACAUUGGAAGGACAAGAAGGAUGAUGGAUUAACUACAACAAUUGAAAACAACAACGGUGUGACAGCUCUCCGACAUGAAGAUGACGAUGAUGAAGACGACGAUACGGACGAUGAUAUGGACAAUAACAAUGAACAGGAUGAUUAUAUGGACUUAGAUUAUUAGUGAUCGACAUUCUCUUUAUCUAAUAUAUAUAUAUAUAUAUAUCACCAUCCUUUUUACUCUUGAUUUACUAUAUGACCUUCUUUUUAUAGCUAUAUAUGCCCC